AGCCGGGGCUGGGCACAGAAGUCCUUGCUUCCGAAGCGUCCUGGAGGAGAGCCCAGGGAAUGCCCGGCGCGGAAGUUGGGUAGAGCAAAGGAAGAACUCAGACGCCCGGGAGAGCGGGUCAUAGACAGCUGGCGGCGCCUCCGAGCCGGUGACCGGUCGCUGCGGUUAGGAAGUGUGUCAGUGGAUGCGGUCCCUGAUGCGAGCUUUCUGCAAGUAUUUUUUCCUCUGUUGAAGGCAGUUUUGUCUCUUCCUACCUAUCAGCGGAAGAAAAGGACUUCUUCCCACACAUCAGGGCAGGAAGAAGAUGAGCCUUAAAUCUGAACGCCGAGGAAUUCAUGUGGAUCAGUCUGAGCUCCUAUGCAAGAAAGGAUGUGGUUACUAUGGCAAUCCGGCUUGGCAGGGCUUCUGCUCCAAGUGCUGGAGGGAGGAGUACCACAAAGCCAGGCAAAAGCAAAUUCAGGAAGAUUGGGAGUUGGCAGAGCGGCUUCAGCGGGAGGAGGAGGAGGCCUUUGCCAGCAGUCAGAAUAGCCAAGGGGCCCAGUCACUCACAUUUUCCAAGUUUGAAGAAAAGAAAACCAAUGAGAAGACACGAAAGGUUACCACUGUGAAGAAAUUCUUCAGUGCUUCCUCCAGGGUUGGAUCCAAGAAGGCAGAAAUUCAGGAAGCAAAAGCUCCCAGUCCUUCCAUUAACCGGCAAACCAGCAUUGAAACGGAUAGAGUGUCUAAGGAGUUCAUAGAAUUUCUCAAGACCUUCCACAAGACAGGCCAAGAAAUCUAUAAACAGACCAAGAUGUUUUUGGAAGCAAUGCAUUACAAAAGGGAGCAAAGCAUUGAGGAACAGUCGGAGUGUACUCAGGAUUUUUACCAGAGUGUAGCCGAGAGGAUGCAGAUUCGUGGGAAAGUGCCUUCAGAAAAAGUUGAGAAGAUAAUGGAUCAGAUUGAAAAGUACAUCAUGACUCGUCUCUAUAAAUAUGUGUUCUGUCCGGAAACUACUGAUGACGAGAAGAAAGAUCUUGCCAUUCAGAAGAGAAUCAGGGCUCUGCACUGGGUCACACCUCAGAUGCUUUGUGUCCCUGUUAAUGAAGAAAUUCCAGAAGUUUCUGAUAUGGUGGUGAAAGCAAUCACAGAUAUCAUCGAAAUGGAUUCGAAGCGCGUGCCCCGAGACAAGCUGGCUUGCAUCACCAGGUGCAGCAAGCACAUCUUCAACGCCAUCAAGAUCACCAAGAAUGAGCCAGCUUCUGCUGACGACUUCUUGCCCACGCUCAUCUACAUUGUGCUGAAGGGCAACCCGCCUCGCCUACAGUCCAACAUCCAGUACAUCACUCGCUUCUGCAACCCGAGCCGGCUGAUGACCGGGGAGGAUGGCUAUUACUUCACCAAUCUGUGCUGUGCUGUGGCUUUCAUUGAGAAAUUGGAUGCCCAGUCUCUGAAUUUAAGCCAGGAGGAUUUUGAUCGCUACAUGUCUGGCCAGACCUCUCCCAGGAAGCAGGAAUCUGAAAGCUGGUCUCCGGAUGCCUGCUUAGGCGUCAAGCAGAUGUAUAAGAACUUGGAUCUCCUGUCUCAGUUGAAUGAACGGCAAGAAAGGAUCAUGAAUGAAGCUAAGAAACUUGAAAAAGACCUAAUAGAUUGGACGGAUGGAAUUGCAAAGGAGGUGCAAGACAUUGUUGAAAAAUACCCACUUGAAAUUAAGCCCGCAGCCCAGCCAUUGGCCGCAAUAGACUCUGAAAACGUAGAGAAUGACAAGCUCCCGCCACCGCUGCAGCCGCAGGUGUACGCGGGAUGACAGGCGUGGUGAGAGUGCUUGCUGGAGCCCGACCUAGGUAGCCCUUCCCAAGGCCUCUGACGGGGUCUGGAACAUAACUUCAUUGCUUACAAAAGUCAGAGCGUUUUAAGGUACAGUAGCUGGGGCUUGUUGAGUUCAUUUUGUUUCCUUUUUUCUGGCAGGGGAAGCUUAGUAAAUAAUAAAUAUUAUUUAUUUGAGUUACUGAAACAGAUUCAUCUAAGGCUUAUGUGAAAAUUCUGGUUAAAUAUUCUUUUUCUCCAUGAUUUUCCUCUGAGGCACUCACUGUGGUUUAGUGUGGAGUAAAUAAUUGCCUUUUAAGGGAGAAAACAAAUCACCACAAAGUGUGUGUGAAGGGAAUCCAGUGUUGUCACUGUCCAACAUUUUGAAAUAAUUUUGUAAGUGUAAAGAUAGUAGACCUAUUAUUGAUAAGUAAAUAUGUACAAUUGUAAAUAUGUAAAAGGAAAAAAGAAUGGCGUCUGCAGUGCAUGACA
Molecule: messenger RNA, 2274 nt
Organism: Octodon degus (degu)
Lineage: Eukaryota; Metazoa; Chordata; Mammalia; Rodentia; Octodontidae
Gene: Rabgef1
Product: RAB guanine nucleotide exchange factor 1
Exons: 10
Coding region: 305-1783 (492 amino acids)
Biological process (GO): vesicle-mediated transport
Cellular component (GO): endocytic vesicle; cytosol
Molecular function (GO): small GTPase binding; zinc ion binding; DNA binding
Source: RefSeq, a predicted model, not a curated record